AUGGGUGGCGACGAGGAAACCACGUAUCAGGUGGUUAUGAGAAAGCCGAAGGAGGUUUACAAACCUGAAAAUACAGACAGUUACGACAGUAGCGAUACAAAUGAAGAUGACAGCAAGAAAAAGAAACACGUAAAAUGGAGCGAGUCAACUGAGAUGAGGGAAAGACUCAAAGUUUACCGUCGAAGUCAAAUGGACAUACCACUUGACUAUCACCAUUUAGCCAUAGAAGAAGAGAGGGAGAAAGAGGGAGUUCAUUUGUGGAGAAAUCACUUGAAAAAUGAGGAUGAAAUUGAUGAUGAUGAAAUCAGCAAGUUUGGUGAGAAUGGAUACAUGGAAAGAAACAUCCAGAUCAUUAAGGAGGAGACAACCAGGUUCACACUGUAUCCUGCUUAUUCUGCAGCUGUUUCAGCGUACGAACAGUGGCUGUCCAACGCUGAGAAUACUAAACAGCUCACAGACGAUCAGAAGGCUACAAUGACGUCACAGCUAGAGCUGUACAAGAGACUUGUUGGCAUCUACAAGGAGUGGUCUCAGCAGACGAGGACAGACUUCCCGCGAGAGUCCAGGUUUGGUGAGAUCACAACCAUCCUGCAGGAAGCAGCUGAUUUAGGACAGCCACCACUGAGCGUCUCCAUAGUUAUUAGGGAAGUCCUGACAGAUGAGGAGAAUAUACAGAAACAAGUGGAUGCUUACAACUGCCAGGUUCAGGAGAUGCUUGCAGCAUUGGACAUCAAGUCUAAAGUUUAA
Messenger RNA from Candidula unifasciata, 747 nucleotides. The record is from the annotation of a GenBank genome assembly. NCBI's taxonomy places the organism in Eukaryota, Metazoa, Mollusca, Gastropoda, Stylommatophora, Geomitridae.